AUUGUGGGAGAGGGAGGCGGCCACUGCGCAGCCGCGAGCCGCCGCCGCCGCCGCUCUGCAGACGGACACAUUGUUUCCCCGUCAGUGAAGCUGGGUGUGUAGCUCUCCGCCAUCAUCAUGUCCAGCAGAGGUGGAAAGAAGAAAACGACCAAGACGUCACGGUCCGCAAAAGCUGGCGUCAUCUUCCCGGUUGGGAGAAUGCUGCGUUACAUAAAGAAAGGGCACCCGAAAUACAGGAUUGGCGUUGGUGCUCCUGUAUACAUGGCCGCAGUUUUGGAAUACCUUACUGCUGAGAUUUUGGAACUGGCUGGUAACGCUGCGAGAGACAACAAGAAGGGUCGGGUCACACCCAGGCACAUCCUCCUGGCGAUCGCAAAUGAUGAAGAACUGAACCAGCUGCUGAAAGGUGUCACUAUUGCUAGUGGGGGUGUAUUACCCAACAUUCAUCCAGAACUACUGUCAAAGAAGCGGGGAUCCAAAGGAAAGCUCGAAGCCAUCAUCACCCCACCCCCAGCUAAAAAAGCAAAAUCACAAUCUGCCAAGAAGUCAGGAGGAAAGAAAGGCAAAAAGGGAUCAGGAAAAGCAGGAGCUAAGAAGAAGCAGGCGGAGGUCAGCAAAGCAGCGACUGCGGACAGUACCACCGAGGGCAGUCUUGGAGACACCUUUACUAUUCUCUCCACCAAAAGUCUCUUCCUCGGACAAAAGUUACACCUCAUUCACAGUGAACUCAGUAACAUAGCAAGCUUCGAAGUGGAGGCCAUUAUCAAUCCUACCAGUGCUGACAUUGAGCUAAAAGAUGACCUAGGAAGUGCUCUGGAGAAAAAGGGUGGAAAAGAGUUCACUGAGGCUGUUAAUGAUCUCCGCAAGAAGAAUGGACCGUUGGAUGUAGCAGGAGCUGUCAUCAGUGCGGGCCAUGGGUUGCCAGCUAAAUUUGUUAUCCAUUGCAACAGUCCUGGCUGGGGGUCGGACAAGUGCGAAGAGUUCCUGGAGAAGACGGUGAAGAAUUGUCUGGCAAUAGCAGAUGAGAAGAAGCUGAAAUCAAUUGCCUUUCCUUCAAUUGGCAGUGGCAGAAAUGGGUUCCCCAAGCAGACAGCUGCCCAGCUGAUCCUGAAAGCUAUUUCCGGCUAUUUUGUUUCGACAAUGUCAUCCUCAAUCAAAACCGUCUACUUUGUUCUUUUUGAUAGUGAAAGUAUAGGGAUCUAUGUCCAGGAAAUGGCAAAACUGGAUGCUAAUUAAAGAUAUCGUACGCUGCAUGAAGGGGUUUCUUGACAUUGUGACACACACUAUUCUUUUGUAAGGUCAUCUAAGCAGCAAGGGGACAGGUAAUUCAAAGUCAGCUUUUAUUUAGCAUUUGUCGUUUAAUUUUACUUUAGCACUGACAUUUGGCUUGAAAUGGAUUUAUGCACUGUUAUCUAAAAGUCACUAGAAAUUGUUGUAAUUUAGUAUAUAUUUUGUAGUUUUUAAUUUGCAUCGGAAAAAUAGUACAACACGAAAUAUUGCUGACAGUUUGGAUAUUUUCAAAUAUUAAUGGGGAGAAGAGGGGCGUCUGUUGUUGUGGUACAUUCGUGUGCACCAAAGUAACUCUUUGAAACUACACGGUGCUACAAAACUGUAUUUUGUUUACAUCACAUCUGAUCUAUCAGUAAAAAUGGUUGUUGGGAAUUAUAGUUAAACAUUGAAUUUCUGUGAUUUGUUUAUUAAAUUGUUGGACUGUUGUGGCACAUCUGUCCUCUA
Messenger RNA from Callorhinchus milii (elephant shark), 1734 nucleotides. RefSeq names its product core histone macro-H2A.1. NCBI's taxonomy places the organism in Eukaryota, Metazoa, Chordata, Chondrichthyes, Chimaeriformes, Callorhinchidae. Bases 118 to 1236 code for a protein of 372 amino acids. Gene Ontology annotation, molecular function: DNA binding; protein heterodimerization activity; structural constituent of chromatin. Gene Ontology annotation, biological process: nucleosome assembly. The transcript is spliced from 9 exons. Gene Ontology annotation, cellular component: nucleosome. The record is from RefSeq and is a predicted model, not a curated record.